Molecule: messenger RNA, 1388 nt
Organism: Boeremia exigua
Lineage: Eukaryota; Fungi; Ascomycota; Dothideomycetes; Pleosporales; Didymellaceae
Product: MAT1-1-1 mating-type protein
Exons: 2
Coding region: 156-1235 (359 amino acids)
Biological process (GO): positive regulation of mating-type specific transcription, DNA-templated
Cellular component (GO): nucleus
Molecular function (GO): DNA binding, bending
Source: RefSeq, a predicted model, not a curated record
UACUCAGACACUCCUUCACCUACUUCUCAACCCACCUUCUCAAUCCACCUUCUUAACCCACCUUCCCUUGCAGCCAACUCUCGUCUGCUUGUCAAUUCCACCACGCGCAUCGAGAAGCGCCAUCAAUAACAAAGACCAAGCUCGACCUUCACUCGAUGUCGUCCAUCCUCCGGACCGGCCAGGUGGUCGUGUCAAGAGACCCAACUGCUGCAGAGAUUGAGCGCUUCCUCGCCAGUCGCAGUGGUAGUCAGAUGACGCAACUGAUGCGAUCCAUUCAAGCACCUGCCGCUCAAGUCUCACUCGCAAAAUCGAUGCUUCUCAUUCCAUCCACCGCUCAUACCAAGAGCGCACCUCCCGAGAAGGCCAAGAAAGCGCUGAAUGCCUUUGUUGGUUUCCGAUGCUACUACAUUCAUAUUCCUGACCUCAAGCCAUGGCCCAUGAAGAAGCUUUCCAACAUCAUGGGAGUCAUGUGGGAGGCAGACCAGAACAAGUCGCUGUGGUCGUUGAUGGCGAAAGCUUGGUCCAUCAUCCGCGAUCAGGUCGGUAAAGACAAGGCAUCUCUUCACCACUUCUUCGAGAUCAUCUGUCCUCAUCUCAACAUGCCUACUCCAGAGACUUACCUCCACUCUUGCGGUUGGACACUGAGCUCUGACAAAGAUGGCAACCCAACUGUCUCGAAGAAGUCCUUUGUAUCGCAGGUUACUGUCAGCACCGGAAUUGCAGGCAUGGCUCUGUCCGUCGAAGACAUCAUCACCCACUGUCAGGACAUGGGUUAUGCCAUAGGCUACGUUCCUGAUCUCGAAACUCACUCCCCAACGUUUCUGGCUCAGUCUCACAACCACAAGAGCAGCUCGGUCGUUCCACAGACUCAACCUGCGAACUCUGUCUACGACUAUCGCCUUGCAGCACGCAACAAGCGACGAGAGAAGCGCCAGACUUCCCGGGAUACCAGCGUUUUGCUGGCGCUGCAACAGCAAAUCAUCGAUGCUCACUCCACGCCCGGCCAGGAUAUCGUGCCCCACGAUGAUCCCGUCCUUUCCGAGAGUGAGCCUAUGCACUUCUAUCAGAGUCUUGCUGGUCUUUUGACCGACCACGAUCAGCAAGGUUUCACAGACUUUUCUGGUGAUCUUAUUGCUACUGGAGAUGCUGCCAUGGCAGGCUGGACUGACUACGCGUUCCGCAUCGGUGCAGAUGAAGAUGCAACGCUUCCCAUGUUUGACUUUGCCAAUAUGUGAUCUUCGUAAGAUCACUCGCAUGUACAAUGUCUGGCAAGCAGUUGACACUCAUAGCAUGGUCAGCAAUCUUGGGCAGCAUCUCUACCACACUGGUCUCCUUUGGCUCACGAUCCCAUAAACCGUUCAGCCUACUUCUCUUCUCUCGAUACCCCC